CAUCUCCAGCUCGCGAAACCUCUGCGUGGCAGAGCAACGGGAGAGAGACGACGAGCAACAGCUGGAAAAAUCAGAGUCAUGUUUACAUGUCGAGUGAGAGCCUGUUUAAAACGCUUCCAACUUAUCAUGCGACGACGGAACAUGUAAACAACGAUUUAGAAUUUGCAAAUGCAGUGUCUUACGUGGUUUCCUAAGUUUGUUAUCAGCUCGGGGCAAGCUAGUCGCAUCAAGCUAACGGUCCAAGUGAAGUUAGCCUGAGCGAGAUGGAUCAGUCUGUGGCGAUUCAGGAGACUCUACAUGUCGGCGAAAACUGCCUUAUAGCUGUUCAGUGUCUUUUACUGCUGAAUAAUGGCACAGAAAGCAGACUCCUGGGGCUCGUGGAGCAUAGCAGAGAGCAUGCAUUAUUCAUAUUUACCCAUAGAAGAAUGGCAAUCACUGGCAAUGAUGUAACACUGCAGGAAAUCAUUCCUAUUUCAUAUGACUUUUCUGUUGUUGAGGUGUCAUCUCCUGAUGAACUUGCUGUAGUUGGUGCCGAUACUAGAGUUAGAGUAACAUUCCUUAAUGAGGAGAUGGAGCUCAAGUUGCCUUUCGGUUCCCACACACGUCUCUUCCUCACUGAAGUCAACAGAGCCUGGUGUGAUGUCUGCGAGCUGUACCCAGAAGCUCCCACGUUUGCCUGGCUUACUAAGUACCAGAAAAACUCCAACGAGCCUGGAUCAUUAACACCUAAUGCAACACGGAAGAUUAAAAAAAGAGGCAAAUCCCACACUGCACACAAAGAACACAAACACGCCAGUACCAGCACGAAGACGAUCAGAGGAGAGAGUCUCCAUGAGAGCCAGGAGAGAGAGAAAGUGGAAGUAAGGAAUGAGCUGGUUCGCUCGUCUCAACACACUGUAUCCAACAAAGCCCAGAUGCUCACCAUGCCCCAGUUUGGCCUACGUGACAACCUCGUCAAGUGUGAGCUCCUUAAGAAAGAGGAAACUUACACCUACAUUGAAAACUUCAACUUCUUCCUGGGUACAUACAACGUAAAUGGGCAGACGCCGAAGGAGUCUUUGCGCACAUGGCUGGGUUCCACUUCUCAGCCUCCUGAUCUCUACUGUUUAGGGUUCCAAGAGCUGGAUCUAAGUAAGGAGGCAUUUUUCUUUAAUGACACACCCAGGGAGCAAGAAUGGAUGAAGGCUGUAUCGGACGGCCUUCACCCAGACGCCAAGUAUGCCUUAAUAAAGCUGGUACGGCUGGUGGGGAUCAUGCUGCUCUUCUAUGUGAAGAAGGAACAUGCUAAGUACAUCUCUGAGGUGGAGGCAGAGACUGUGGGCACAGGCAUCAUGGGAAGAAUGGGUAAUAAAGGGGCUGUAGCAAUUAGCUUCAAAUUCCACAAUUCAGACAUCUGCGUGGUGAACUCCCAUCUAGCAGCUCAUAUCGAGGAGUACGAGAGAAGGAAUCAGGACUACAAGGACAUCUGCAGCAGGAUGCUCUUCAGACAGCUUGACCUGACACUUCCUCCACUCACCAUCAUGAAGCACAGUGUUGUCCUGUGGAUUGGUGAUUUGAAUUAUCGAAUAAGUGACCUUGAGGUUGACCAUGUAAAGUAUCUGAUAUUGAAAGGGGAUUUUGAAACACUUCACAGUCAUGAUCAGCUGAAGAGGCAAAUGGAUGAAGAAGCUGUGUUUGUUGGCUUUAUGGAAGGUGAGAUCGAUUUCCAACCAACAUACAAGUAUGAUACUGGCUCAGAUGAAUGGGACUCCAGUGAGAAGUGUCGAGUCCCAGCCUGGUGUGAUCGUAUUCUGUGGCGAGGGAAGAACAUAACCCAGCUGAGUUACCAGAGUCACAUGACUGUGAGAAACAGUGACCACAAGCCUGUCAGCUCCCUGCUGGAAAUAGGGAUCAAAGUGGUGAAUGAAGAAAUCUAUAAAAGGACAUUUGAGGAUAUAGUGCGGUCUCUGGACAAGCUGGAGAAUGAGUGUAUUCCAUCAGUUUCUCUGUCACAGCGAGAGUUCCACUUCAACAAUGUGAAGUUCAUGCAGCAUCAAGCACAAACUCUGACACUUCACAAUGACGGACAGGUACCAUGUCAGUUUGAGUUCAUACAGAAGCUGGAUGAGCCAGCCUACUGCAAGCCCUGGCUCACGGCCAACCCACCCAAGGGCUUUGUGGCCCAAGGGGCCAGUGUGGACAUUGACCUGGAGGUGUUUGUGAAUCGCUCUACCGCUCCGGAGUUGAACUCGGGCCAGCAGAAGCUUGAGGACAUUCUCGUGCUGCACCUGGAGAGGGGCAAAGAUUACUUUAUCUCCAUCACAGGCUCCUACUUGCCAAGCUGUUUCGGCUCAUCCAUCCACAUGCUCUGCCAGUUGAGGGAGCCAAUCCAGGAAAUGCCUCUGGAGACCAUCCACAAACUAAACUUGUCACCCAGCGAGACAAGCAGCCCAGACACUGAAAAGGCUUUAGACAUUCCAAAAGAAAUAUGGAUGAUGGUGGACCAUCUCUACCGUAAUGCCAGCAAACAGGAAGACAUCUUUCAGCAGCCAGGACUACGCAGUGAAUUUGAGGAGAUCAGGGACUGCUUAGACACAGGCUCACUUGACUUUCUCCCUGGAAGUAACCACUCUGUGGCUGAAGCCCUGCUUCUGUUCCUUGAUGCCCUUCCUGAACCAGUGGUCCCUUACUCUCUGUACCAACAAAGCCUGGACUACUGCUACAGCAGCAGCCAGUGUAAACAGAUUAUUUCUAUGUUACCUCAGUGCCAUAAAAAUGUUUUUAACUAUUUAACGGCAUUUCUCCGGGAGUUGUUGAAGAACUCUGCACAGAAUCGGCUGGACGUCAACAUUUUAGCCACAAUAUUUGCUGCCUUAAUGCUAAGGUCCCCCACAAAGCAAGACAUUUUGGAGAAAAGGAAAGCAAAGGAGUUUUUCCAGCAUUUUCUGGUCCAAGAAUCCCAUUAAUAUACAUCACUGUCUACUUAUUUUGCUGCACAGUAUUUGACUAAAUUUUUGUAGCUAUAAUUUGUGUCUAACUUGUUCAUCAUGUAUUUUAUCGUCUUGUUUGUGUUAAACCGCUACCAUUUGAAUUCAAAGAUUUUAAAUAGCAUAUUAAAGACAGAGUUAUUUUAUUAUAAAAGGAAUGGUUAUGGGGAAAAUAAAUUUUAUGCACAUUUUCCACUUGUGUCAAAUGUACUUGAUCAGCCAUGACAUGUUUGGAGUACAGAUUUUGCACUAGAUUUAUGAUGCUAAAAUAGCUAGUGAUGGCAACUUUUACCCUUGUAGAUCCUUCAUAGAUUUCCAGUCAUUCCAGAUCAUAUUUUAGUAGAAUUUUAGUAAUUGAAAGUGACUGAUGUUUAUCAUUUUAAAGAUAUCUCACUAACUUAUCAACUUCCCGCAGCCAAGUGCAUGUUGAACUGAACACACUUGGCUCAGACAUCCCUUAGCUACUAUUACUGGAAGCAGGUAUUAAACAAUUUAAGAAAGUUGUUAAAAUAUGUCACAUUAAAUAUUUUUAGCCUUCAAAGUCUACAGCAACUACGAUACACCCUAUAGCACCAUUGUGGUUGCUGCAGUGCAAUGGUUAAAGAUUUGGACACCAAAUAUUUUUGCUGACCUGCUAGAUUUGUGGCAAGUGGAAAACCUGGGCAGAUUUCACUAUUGUAAGGCAGCUGGAUCGUAUAGAAGUCAUUAUUUAAAGAGCAAAUGUGUUUGUAUUUUGAUGUAAAUACAAAACAUUUUUAUAUUAAAAGAAAAUAGAAGCACUGAA
Messenger RNA from Pangasianodon hypophthalmus (striped catfish), 3750 nucleotides. It is a transcript of the gene inpp5b, whose product is annotated as inositol polyphosphate-5-phosphatase B. Gene Ontology annotation, molecular function: phosphatidylinositol-4,5-bisphosphate 5-phosphatase activity; inositol-1,4,5-trisphosphate 5-phosphatase activity. Bases 264 to 2945 code for a protein of 893 amino acids. The transcript is spliced from 23 exons. The record is from RefSeq and is a predicted model, not a curated record. NCBI's taxonomy places the organism in Eukaryota, Metazoa, Chordata, Actinopteri, Siluriformes, Pangasiidae. Gene Ontology annotation, cellular component: membrane; cytosol. Gene Ontology annotation, biological process: signal transduction; phosphatidylinositol dephosphorylation.